AUGGCGAGGAUGGCGGUACCGUGGUGAACGAUGAGACAUCACUUCCAGAGCAAGGAGUUCCAGGGAUACGUGAGCAGCACUCACUUCUGGGGUCCCGUGUUCGACUGGGGCCUUCCGCUGGCUGCCUUUAAAGACAUGAAGGUGUCACUGGAGAUCAUCAGUGGCCGCAUGACGACAGCGUUCAUCUUGUACUCGGCGAUCUUCAUGCGCUUCGCCUACCGCGUACAGCCUUGAAACCUGCUGCUGAUGACGUGCCACUGUACCAACGUGAUGGCGCAGAGUGUGCAGGCCAGUCGCUACCUACUCUACUACGGCGGCGGCGCUGAGGCUAAAGCCCGCGACACCACCAGCCCGGGUUCCCAGCCCCCGAAACAAGCUUCUUAA
Messenger RNA from Chlorocebus sabaeus (green monkey), 384 nucleotides. RefSeq names its product mitochondrial pyruvate carrier 1 like (gene MPC1L). Gene Ontology annotation, cellular component: mitochondrial inner membrane. Gene Ontology annotation, biological process: pyruvate import into mitochondria. Lineage: Eukaryota; Metazoa; Chordata; Mammalia; Primates; Cercopithecidae. The record is from RefSeq and is a predicted model, not a curated record.